Messenger RNA from Diachasma alloeum, 3633 nucleotides. RefSeq lists its product as uncharacterized. The transcript has 5 exons. NCBI's taxonomy places the organism in Eukaryota, Metazoa, Arthropoda, Insecta, Hymenoptera, Braconidae. The record is from RefSeq and is a predicted model, not a curated record. Gene Ontology annotation, biological process: chromatin remodeling; regulation of DNA-templated transcription. Gene Ontology annotation, cellular component: nucleus; chromatin. Bases 1 to 3633 code for a protein of 1210 amino acids.
AUGGUUUACCCUGGGAUUCCAGUGGAAUCGACGUGUCGAUCCCCCCUAGAACCCCCAGGAAUAACGCCAGCAAUUUACCAGACCCCGUCAUCAACUCCAUCAGUGAUUUUGCCCCAGCAACCGCUGGUGUACACCUCAUACAAUGCAUACUGUGGAGUUCCCCAAGUUCAAUCGACAUUUCCUGAUGUGCGAAGACAUCCAGUCACUAAUAAUUCACACUACAGUUUAAGAUCCCAAGACUUCAGAGGAAUAAAAUCCCCGAAAUGGCACCAGAAAUCCCGUCCCCGUUAUAAGGAAUACCCGCAAGUGGCCCUCCAACAACCGAUCCCCUUUCCUGCGCCAGUGGUCCUCUACGAUCCCCUCCAGAGUCACCUGACUCCUCCACUACCAUCCUUGAACUCCGUCUACCUACAAACGCCCACCUGUUACAGUCAGCCUUGCCCCACCGAUACCUUUUCCACUUACAAUCCAACUGUGAUACCCCAGACGUACUACAAACCCCCCGAGUCGCAGCAAUUCUGUCUCAUCCACGAUCGAUCUCCAGCCCAGGCUCAAUUGUCUCUUCAAGGUGUUCAGCAAGUCCAGCAGGCACCCUAUUAUACUGUCCCGACGACUUACACCACUAACAGAAAUUAUGGAAACACUUCCACCAGUUUUUCCAGUAGCAUAGCAAGUGUUUCCACUCAUGCACAAUCGACUCCCAACUUUAUUAAUUAUUCUAACGACAAAAUGGGCCCAGUCUCUACAACGAAAUUCCAACAUUCCGAGCUUUUGUACCCUGAGAGAGGUUCAUUGACAUGUGAAAAUCGGUUGAGCUUAAAUGAACCAAUUUUUGAGAUGCCCGAAGACUCCAAGCCCUCGACCCCUUCCUUCACCCCUUCCAAGACCAACAAACUCGACAAGUACUUCGACGACUCAUCAACCUUCGACUUCACCAUUGAAGCCGAGAAGAUGGUCUCAGCCCUCUGCAGUACCUCCCUCGACCUAGAAAAAGACGACGACCCCCAGAAAAUCCCCCUCUCCUUGAAACCAGAAGGUAUCUCCAAGGCCUACAAGUCCUGGUACAUCGACGACUACCCCAAGAACUCAAAGACCGUGGAGACCCAGACCUCCCACCCGGAAGACCUGCAGUCCCCCGAAGUCCUCCGGAGAACGAUUUACACUGGUUGCGCCGAGAUGGAGAACCUCCUCACGACCUCCAAUACUACCUACCGCAGGAACUGGCUCUUGAGUCUCUCCUCGGCGACUAAAAUCGCCCUCUCCAAGUCCUCCACCUGUUUCCCGAUUUACCUCAACGACAAAGCGUUCGGUCAAGACCUCAUGAACUCAUUCCUGCGGAUCAGUAACGGUUGGCUGGCCCUGGACAACUAUCUCAAUAAACAACCCAACCUCUCCCUCUCCCAGAAAUUCGACAAGGAUCUCCAGAAGUCCUUCAAAGCCUGGGAGUCAGCGACCUCGACCCUCCUCGACAAUAUAACCAAGAACUUCAAGAAGCUGGACGGUAGCUCCGACGAGCCCCUCCAAGAGAAUUCUUCUCACACGUCAUCUUUCCCGGGAGACGUCUCGCUCUAUGUUAACUACAAUCUCUUCAGCAACUCCCCAGGCCCUGUCACAGCCUCCCAAGUUCUCAAGACCAACCGCAACGUCUCCUACCCGAUCCAAACGUGCGACCAGAAGCCAAGAUGGUUGUCAGUCGCAAGAGAGAGCAAAGUCAGAACCAAAUGGACGAUCACCGAGAAUUCUCGAAACGUAAAGGACCUGCAGACAUUUCCAGCCCAACAGCUCUCCAACCUGAUGAUCCCUCAACCUGAAACUACGAAUAUCGAGACAACGUUGAGCAUCUGGAGCCCCUGCAUCUCCUCAGCCCCAUCCUACUCGAACCUUCUCUAUCCCAAUCCUUCAAACGUGACAUUAGUCAGUCAAAUAGAAUCCAAGAAAGUUGAUAACUCCUCCGAUGGUGAAACGAUCAACCUCUCCGCUUGGUUUGCAAGCAUGAAAAGCAGGGACGACUCACCGUCACCAGGAUCUCAGAACUUCUGGGGAACCAAGACGUCUCUGAACCUCCGCGACCCCCUAAAACGUGCUUUCGACGCCGUGGGAACAUCGAAGAUGGAUGCCAAUCGUCAACUGAGGACACUGAAGAACAUGAGAGCGAUCCAGAGUGCUCCCUGGACUGCUAACCAGAUCCUGGAGGACCAGACCACCACGAAGAAACCUCCAGAUGACAACAUUGAGGACACGAAAGUCUACAUGAAGCCCGGGAGCUACAACGUCCCCAAGAAAAAAGGUCAGUCCAGGCGUUCCCGUAAGACCGAGUCGAUAGGAUUCAAGAAGAGUUGUCCCCAGGCUGAACAAGUUCCCAAGCCACCAGCAACGUUCUUCGAAGACUAUCGAAAACCAGACGAAGGACAGUCUGAGAUCGCUUUCGAAAAAGGGAACUUCUCCAAUGGUACUUCAUCGUCAUCUUCGACCUGCUCUCAGGAUGUUCGGAGAGACGUGACUUGGAAGGCUGCUUGUGCCUCCGCUGAACUCCUUCUAGAUGCUCUGAACGUGAAGAAGAAAUCCAGAGACUAUAAAAAGAAGCAUGAGGAUUUCGACUCGAGUUAUGAAGCUUCUGAAGAGGACGAGGGGGACACCUUCAAGCCGAUGAUCGUGGAUGCGAAUGCAGUUGGCAAGGAGGGACAGAGAACCAAUGUGAAGACAGACUCUUGGUUGAUCAAGACGUUGAAUAAUGCAGCUAAAAGUGACGGUUCAUCGAGUUGCUCGAGGGAUGAUAAGCAGAGAGUCAAUCGGAUGAGAGACGUCAAGAGUGUUACUCCUUGGGGGAAGCCUCAAGGGGACGCUGAGAGGUCCUUCUCCCUCGAAACGAGUCAUACGAUCGCUGUAAUGACGCUUGUCGAUGCCGUCGGGAAGGCUACUUACUCGGAGACUGUUAGGAGGUUCUCAACUACGACAAAGCCAACUUCAUCGAAGGUGUCGUCACAGAAGUAUCUCAGGAGUGUUCAGCCUCUUAAAGAAACUCCUAUUUGCAGUGUCGCUGAGGAUGAAACUGAAGACAAUGGGUCCAAGGUAGCUUCUGGGAAACAGAGAAAGGGUAAGGGACAAUCGAAUGAUAAGGGCUGGUCUGUUUGGUACAGCUCGAGGAAAAAACAGCAGAGUAACUCGUUGGGAGCAGCUGCCCUGGAGAAGCUUUUGGGUAUCUAUAGGAUCUUGUGGAGAAUGGAUGCUACCAGGCUCUUCAAGUUCCCGGGGGGGAGCUCCAAGGAGGCUGAGGGCUCUUCCAAUCUUAGUAUUGAAGAUUAUCGAAAGGUGAUCAAGAGUCCAAUGUUCCUGGAGACAAUUGGUUACAAAUUGAAGAAUCAUGUUUACAGGAAAGUGGAACAUGUAAUUCGAGACUUCAGGAAGAUUGUGCAUAAUUCCAAAGCUUAUCACAAGAAUGAUAAAGAUUGUACUGAGAAGAUUGAACUGUUAUCCAAAAAACUGGAGGAACUGGUGGACCAAAAUUUUUCCGAUGACCUCCAACCAAAACCUUCCUCGUCCCAGACUACUUCAACCCCUCCAACUGCCACUGGUAGUCCGAAAAACCCUGACGAAAGGGAAACUUCCACCCGGCGAAACCCUCGCAGCACUUGA